AUGGUCAACAGCAGCAGCACCUCCUCCUCCAUGACCUCGACGUCGCAUACGCUGACCACCUUCCCGACAUCGAACGAAAUCCCGUUCUCCACCAGGAACCCCACUAUCAUGGCGGCGCCAAUGGCCAGCCUCCUCAGGGCCCUCGAGCCCGCGAACAGACAUACAUUCAUCGCACCCUCGUCCUCGCUACCAGAGGCCAGCUUGGGGGUCGUCAAGGAGACGCUAGACUCUUUUGCUGGAACCUUGGGCGAUGAGCAGGCGCAACGACUGAAAGAGCAGAGGAAGAAGAGGAAGAGGGGGGAGGCGGGUAUGGACGACGGGGAAGUGCUGAAGAUUCGGAAGAUCUACACCGAGGGCUUCGAGGUGGAGCAGGUAUGGGAGCAAGCUAGGAGGGUGAUUGAUGCUUUGAGAGGGGAUGCCGAGAGGGUGUUGGAAGACUUGGGGGAGCUAGAGGAGAGUGAUCAGGGAGCCGGCAAUGCGGACGAGGGAGUCGAUUUGUUGAAGUUUGAUGAGGAUGGGUUUGAAAUGGGGUCGGAUGAUGAGAGUAUAGACGACGGUGAAGGACAUGAGGAAGUAGGUUCCGAAGUCGAGGAUUUGGACGCAGGGGAUUUUGGAGGCGACGAUGAGGAGGCUUCUGAGGGUCUGGAGGCAGAAGAAGGCUUUGAAGACGAGGAAGAAGAUUCAGAGGGGGGGGGUGUCCCUGCGGGCCUUUACGUCGAGGAUCCACACAAGCUGAAUGAUGGCUUUUUCUCCAUCGACGAAUUUAACAAACAAACCGAGUUUCUGGAACAACAAGACGCAGCAGCCGAUCCGUAUACUGGAGAAGCAAGCGACGAAGAAGAAAUUGACUGGGAUGCUGACCCAUCAGCAUUGGCUCCUAAGCCUACCUCAAGCUCCAAAAGAGCUGCAGCUAUGGACAUCGAAGACGAGGAGGAAGAGGAAAGCGGAGAGGAGGAGAACGAUGGUCCAACAUUCGGAAACAUGGAUCUGAAUGCCCCAGAAGGCGACAGCGAUGACGGAGAAGAAGAUGACGAGGACGACAUGGACCAAGAUCCUAUCGGCGACAACACCAACAACGUCCUUUACAAGGACUUCUUUGAGCCCCCCCCUCGCAAAGUCGGCAAAGCAGUAAUGCAAGCCAACUAUCUGGAACGUCAAGUCCGCAAAGCCCAAGCGCCAGGCCCGGUAGAUGACGAGGCUGGCCUUCAGCGAGCCAUGGCAGAUGUCCGCCGCGACCUCUUUGAAGAGUCGGAAAAUGAGAUGUCUGAAGACGCACUUUCGGACGUCGAUGCCGCGGAUCCUAAAUCGAGGAGAUCUGCUCACGAGCGCAGACAGGCCAAACUUGCGGAUGAGAUCCGCCGUCUGGAAGCUGCGUCUGUCGCUAAACGCGAAUGGACACUCGCAGGAGAGGCCAGAGCCGCAGACCGCCCGCUCAACUCCUUGCUAGAUGAAGACCUCGAAUUCGAGCGUACGGGCAAACCAGUCCUGGAAGUCACAGCCGAAGUAAGCGAGAGCAUCGAAGAGCUCAUCAAGCGCCGCAUCCUGGCUCAGGAAUUCGACGAGGUGAUCCGCCGCCGCCCCGAAACCGAGAUCACAACCGCACGGCGAGGGCUCUUCGAGCUUGAUGACUCGAAACCGCAGCAGAGUCUCGCGCAGCUGUACGAGGAAGAGCACGUCAAGGAGCGCAACCCCGACACGUACGUCAGCAAAUCCGAGGAGAAGAUCCGGCAAGAGGAGAACGAGAUUGAAGGGCUGUGGAAGGACGUCAGCGCCAAGCUGGAUGCCCUCAGCAGCUGGCACUACAAGCCUAAACCCGCGGCUCCAAGUCUGACAGUCGUGUCGGACGUCGCUGCCAUCUCCAUGGAAGAUGCGCAGCCGACGACUGCCAUGGGGAUCUCGGCCGGCCAGAGCAUGCUAGCGCCGCAGGAGAUCUACAAGGCGGGUAAGGAUAAGAAGACGAUCGGCGAGGGCGAGGUGGUGCCGAAGACGGGGGCGCCGGUCGCGAGGCAGGAGAUGACGAGGGAGGAGAAGCUGCGCAGGAGGAGGAGGGAGAAGGAGAGGAUCAAGAAGAGGGGCGGGGAGGAGCUUGGGCAGAGGAAGGAGAGCAGGAAGAGUGUGCAGAAGAGGGAGACGUUGGCGUCGCUCAAGAAGGGCGGGGUCAAGGUCAUUGGCAAGAAGGGCGAGGUGAGGGACGUGGAUGGGAAUAAGGUGCAGGAUGCUGCUGCUCUCAACGGGGCCGGUGGAUUCAAGCUGUAG
Drepanopeziza brunnea f. sp. 'multigermtubi' MB_m1 is the source of this 2256-nucleotide messenger RNA. RefSeq lists its product as uncharacterized. Lineage: Eukaryota; Fungi; Ascomycota; Leotiomycetes; Helotiales; Drepanopezizaceae. Gene Ontology annotation, cellular component: sno(s)RNA-containing ribonucleoprotein complex; small-subunit processome; nucleus. Gene Ontology annotation, biological process: rRNA processing. The record is from RefSeq and is a predicted model, not a curated record.